UAUAGGAGUAGUACUGUUUUACAUCUGAGUUUUCUACUACUAUUCAUCACAGUCACAGCACUUUAGAAAUGGCUUUUCCAAAUGAAAUAGCUGCAUAUGCUCACGUUAAGGAAUUAGGUGCUGGUGGUGGUGGAGUGGUUCACAGUUGUGUGGCCAAUCAUGAUGGACAAUCCUAUGCUAUCAAGAUUGUUCCCUUAUGCAAUCUCUGUGAAAAGCAUAUAUUCCCUGAGACUAGGUCGCUCUUCCAAGACCAUCCUAACAUCUUAAGAUGUUAUAAGGCUUGGGUAGAGUGUUUUGCACCAGAUUUUGCUUGCACCACAAAGUUGGCACAAAUCCAUGCUGAUUAUGGAUUUGAGUGUGGAAAUCCUACACACUAUCUCUACCUACUCAUGGAGGAGUGUGAAGGGAAUUUGUCUACCCUUCGAUCCUUGAAGACACUUGAUGUUGAAACCGUCUUCGUUGAUUGCUUGAAAGGAUUGGAGUACAUUCACUCCAAAGGUCUCAUACACGGGGACAUAUCAUUCAACAACAUUUUCCUCGACUUGAGUGGAACAGCCAAGCUUGGAGAUUUCGGAUGUGUCUCUGAUGAAGGUAUCCCUCGUCCACUCGGGGGUGUACCUCUUUAUCACGCACCGGAAUUGAAAGAGAAGGCUGCUGAAUGGGAUUAUGAAGACACUCCGAUUGAUGAGCAGCUUUGUCUCAUGACCAAGGCAAGUGAUAUAUAUGCACUUGCCUUGGUUGUAACUGAGCUCGUUUAUCCUCCCAUGGCUACACUUAUCGAGAAGGAGCUAUUCUUGACGGACAUCAAGGCUAGUAGAGUGUUUCCCACCCAAGGCACAGUUUCUACUGCUUGUAUAGCUCAACUGGUAGAGAUGCUGAACAAAGAUCCUAAAUGCCGGCCCGAUGCUAAAUCUAUUAGGAUGGAGAUAGGACAAUCUGGUUGACAGAGAAAGAAGAGACCUACUGACCUACUGAUUUUGGAAGAGUGCUACUGAUUUUUGGAACUUACUAUAUUGUAAAUCUUUUAUUAGACCAGGAGAAACCACCAUGAGGGGCAACAAAAAACUAUGGAACUUGCUCUUGAUUUGUCUUUUGUCUGUCAGCUUCAAGAAUACUCUGAACCAGCUUAUUAGCAGUAUAAACUUAGUAGGUGUUUUAUGACUUUAUCAAAAACUUAGCUGGCGUUUUAUGACUAUCUAUAUGCAUCAUUUUAUCAAAUCUGUUGUUUUGUUAA
This is a messenger RNA of Salvia hispanica, 1234 nucleotides long. RefSeq lists its product as uncharacterized. Gene Ontology annotation, biological process: regulation of translational initiation by eIF2 alpha phosphorylation. Lineage: Eukaryota; Viridiplantae; Streptophyta; Magnoliopsida; Lamiales; Lamiaceae. Gene Ontology annotation, cellular component: cytoplasm; nucleus. Gene Ontology annotation, molecular function: ATP binding; eukaryotic translation initiation factor 2alpha kinase activity. The record is from RefSeq and is a predicted model, not a curated record.